AUGCCAGAUUCGCAUCCGCACUGCCAUAGGAGCCUUGCCACCCCUCACCUGCUGCUGCCGGCAAUCAGGCCGCGAAUGCAGGAGGACCAGGUGCCUCAACUCCAGGACGAGCAUCACAGCGAGCCCGUUUGGUCAGAUGCUAGCUGUUCAGAUGCAGAGACUUCGCUGCCGGCGGUCACGCCGACCCUCUCCAAUCGCAGCAAUCGGAGCAAUUGCAGCCGAGGAAGCAACCGCAAGGAGCGGAAGGAGCGCAGCAACUCCCGGCGCCAGAGCGAGCUGGCCAUGAACCUGCAGGCCUCCCUGAAAGACAUGGAGGACGCCGCUGCUGCAGCUGAGGCGGCGCAGCUGGCUGAGGAUUCCUUUGCGCUGCAGGCUGCGCAAGAGCGCUUGCAGGUGCGUUUGGGUGCGCUGAGCCCUCAGAAGCUCAUCACGGGGGAUGAGCUCCAUGAAACGCUGGUCGCGCUGGGAUUGACCUCGUACGGCAGGGAGGAGACCAACAUGCUGCUCAAUGUCUUGGCGGACUUCAUUAAGCUUCGCUUCGAUCAGGAUGGGCCCCGGCUGCGACGUGGAGCUUCCCUCUUGUUCAGAAAGAGCCACGCUGCGUUGGGCCUUGGGACGCCCGUCUGGGAGUGGCCCAGGCCGCAAAACACCGGCAGCAGACGAAUAUCGGAAAGGAUGACGCAAGGAGUUGGCAGGAGAAAGUCUGAGCUUAUGGGACGAGGCGGCCUGCAAAGUGCCGAGCCGGAGCGUAACUUCAACGUGGCACCGUGA
Effrenium voratum is the source of this 771-nucleotide messenger RNA. The record is from the annotation of a GenBank genome assembly. Lineage: Eukaryota; Dinophyceae; Suessiales; Symbiodiniaceae.